AUUGGGCAGGCUCACCUGUGUCUUGAUUAAUGGGGCGGCCCUAAAACAGCCACCUGGAUGUAGUAAGCGCACCAAGUGAAAGUGUUGAGUUGUAUUGUUUUUUUUUUUUUUUUUUUUUUUCAAGUAUCACUUAAACAAACAUGAGCCCAUAAUAUAUUUUUUAGCAUUCCAUAGCCAAGGCUGAUAAAGAUUGUGAUGGGGGUGGGGGGUUCUGAUGGGAGAUGGCUGAAGAGAGCAGACAUGUGAUGAGGCAAACUUCAUGUGACCCAUGGCUGAGAAGCGACUAUUAGAAGGGGACAAACAGCUGCUUGUGUUGUUUUCUUCCUCCAGUCUGCGAGCACUCAGCCGAUUUGCUGUGAUCAAGAUGCACACGAUAAAGACUGUUGAGACGCAAGUUCCCUUUCUCAAAGAGAGUUUCUUCACCAGCACCUUCAAAGACAAGCGGAAGAACAGCGGCACCGGCGUCCUACGCCGACAACAGCACUCUCAGCAGCUCCCACAAACUCCAUACAACCCUGAGCAGCACUACCCUCUCCCCUCUGAGGGAGGACAAGAGCAGCCCCAUGUCAGGGAGCAGCGGCGCUUUCGCUCCAACAGCAGCCCGUUAUGUAACAGAUCUGAAUGGGGGGGAGCAGAUGGGGACAGAAAGGAGGGGCAACGGGAGAGGAAGGAUCAGAGCGCCAGAGAAGCCCUGACUGGAAGGGGGGGCGGGCGAGGAAUGAGCGUCGGUGGCUUUGAGCCCGAGGCUGCCACCGCCAGUCUCCGCCUCCUCUCGUCAUCGUCGGCGGCAGCAUCCUCACAGCUGCCUCUGACUGCGCUGCGUAAGCAAGCGGGCUUCGUCGGCGGUGACCCUCGGUCACAUGCCCACUCUAGACCUCAGCAGCACGGCCUCUUAGCCAGGGGGGUCCGCCUGCUCCGCAGCAUGGGCAACCAAGAAGCCAAACAGAAGAAGGGAGGCAAUGGCGGAGGUGGCAAGGAUGGCCUGUGUGAUGCUAGUGAAAAGGAAGCCGAAAAGAAAUCCAAAAAGUCUAACAAGAUCAGCAAAGGCGAACAAAAUGAGAAGAAGAAAUCAAAGUCCGAUUCCAAGGUCUCAGUGUUCUCUGGGAUGAAGAUCAGGAAAAGUUCCAAGGCCAAGGGAUUGUCCAGGGAUGACUUGCUGGUGGUCGAAAAGCUGGGGAAAGCAGGGCUAAAGCCCGGAGUGGAGGCCAGCUUGUCGGCUGAUGAGAUGGGCGUGCUAUCGGAUUUUGAGGCUGAUCUAAGCCGCUUGACGGCUGGGAGCCAACAAUCCAUCGUGGAUGAAACAUACCACAAGAACACCUCAGGAUCGGAAGUGGACGUUUACAGUUUCCACUCGGCUGCAGCUGACACCGAUGACCUUCUCUCGGACAUCCAACAAGCAAUGAGGGCUCAGUGUCGAGACUCUGCUUUCCAAAGAAGCAAAGCCACCGAGAAGCUUCUAUCUCAUCAGACUUUGAGCUUCGAGAACGACAUCUCUUCCUGUCGCAACAACAAAUCUGACAACGGAAUUGGACUCAUUAAACGAGAUCCAUCUGUGCCCGGAUCUUUGAGUGAGAGUGGACCGUCCUCCGCACCGGAGACUGAGAGGAGCAGUGGAAGCCUUUUCCCAAAGACCAAUAGCACCUUCAGCUUCCCAGAUACUUUAACCACCACCCCUUCCUCCUAUGAGAGUGCUGAGGAUGACCUGGAGAGCCCAGCCCAAGGCAAAAAUUUAGGUAUGCCGUGUGUCCGGCUUGAACCCAUGGGGGCUCACAAGAGCGCAAGCAGCAUGGAUUUGUCUUCAGAGCGAGCGGAGGAAGAUAACGCUGGGCGGGACCUCCCAUUCCUAAGGAAGAAGAGCAGUCUAUCAAUCAGCCUGCUUACAACCGAGAGCCCUACCAGACCGACUUCUGCCAUCUCCCCAUCCACUGUAAAACUCUACCCUCCUGUGCACCCCUCUUACGUGAAGACCACCACCAGGCAACUCAGCUCCCCCAUCGGGUCUCCACUCACCAGCCCCUGUGUGCCGAGGAGAACAGACUCAGGAGAAACCGACGAGGUCCAGGGUAUCAGGGGUCGAAAACAAAGGUCCAGCUCUAUUGCGGGGCCCCUUGGCACGCCGGGGGACUGGUGUGGCGAGCCUGACAGUGGAGAUGGAGCGGUCUUCUCUGAGCUGGAGCAACCAGAGAAAGGAGCGUCAGCUGGCACAUACUGGACGUUGGGCUCCAGAAGAGCGCAGUAUGGGCACUCCAGAUCUUCCAGAGGGGCGUCUUCCUACCUUGACAUCUUCUCUGGGCGCACACUGCUGGACAGGCUGUGUAUGAACCAAGAGGUUGACUCAUCAGAGGAAGAGGCCAAGCAAAUGUGCCAGCGAAUGUUGACACAGGGUUUGCUGCACCCUUUCAGCGACAACGGUGGGGAUCGUCACGGCAGUGCGUUUAACGGGGAGCAGCUGUACACCUGGGCAACUGUGGGACUGCCGGUGUCCUCACACCUGUGGGAACUCUAUGGUGGGAGAACACCAACCAGAGUGCAGAGUUCUAAAUCACCUUUGAAGGCCAAGUCAGCAGUACCGUCUCACCCCCAGACACAGCUCAGCAGAGUAAAGUCAUGUCAGUCUUCCUCUGAGGAUGAAGGCGGUCUAAUAUCUCAGCUAGAGAAGACCAUUCUUGACCUUCGUGUGAAGAUGGCCGUGCUGCAGAGCCAGCAGGUUUCCUCAGCAAAGGCAAACGAUUGUGAAAGUAGGAGCCAGGAGGCGUUUGUUCAGACCUCGCCUCUAGGAGAUGGAAUUAAGUUGGAUGUGACCACUGGCCUCCCCAAAACAGAGGGGGCCUUUGUAUGCACAUGCCAGCAAAACAAGACAAUCCCACCUCCUCCUCCACCACCACCUUUACCUGGACUUGGAUCAUGUCCACCUCCUCCACCACCACCUUUACCUGGACUUGGAUCCUGUCCUCCACCUUUACCUGGACCUGGAUCUUGCCCCCCUCCUCCACCUCCACCACCUUUACCCGGGUUUGGAUCCUGUCCGCCACCUCCACCACUACCUGGUAUUUUAGCUCCACCUCCACCUCCUCCUCCUCCCCCAGGUAUGGGCCCUCCACCGCCACCCCCACCUCCCGGAAUGGGCCCACCACCUCCACCCCUGCCUCCAGGACUUGGUGCCCCACUUCCACCACCGCCGGGCCCUGGAUUCUCCAAGAUGAUCCAGGAAGCUGCCCCUGCCAAAGCCGUGAUUGAGCCCCCCAAGCCCAUGAAGCCCCUCUACUGGACACGCAUUCAGCUGCAUGCUAAAAAGCAGAGCGGCUCAUUAGUUUGGGAGAAAAUUCAAGAACCAACGGUGGACUUUCAAGAAUUUGUCGAUCUCUUCUCCAAAAGUGCUGUCAAAGAGAAGAAAAAGCCUAUUUCCGACACAAUCAGCAAAUCCAAAGCCAAGCAGAUGGUGAAGCUUUUGAGCAACAAACGUUCUCAAGCAGUCGGGAUCCUUAUGUCCAGCAUCCAUCUUGACAUGAAGGAUAUUCAAAAUGCCGUCCUCAAUAUGGACAACACUGUCGUGGAUCUGGAGACCCUACAAGCGCUUUAUGAGAAUAGAGCCCAGAAUGAUGAGCUGGAGAGUAUCACAAAACACAUGAAGUCAUCGCAAGACAAAGAGGAUGCAAAGCCACUGGACAAGCCGGAGCAGUUCCUCUUGCAGUUAUCAGAGAUCCCAAACUUCUCCGAAAGGGUCUUUUGCAUUCUUUUCCAGUCCACUUUCUUCGAAUGCAUCACCUCAAUUGCCCGUAAAAUGGAAAUCCUUCAAAGAACAUGCAAGUCUCUUCAAAGUGGGAAGUGUGUAUUGCAGGUUCUGGGUCUGGUUUUGGCUUUUGGGAACUUUAUGAAUGGAGGUAAUAGAACCCGCGGGCAGGCUGACGGCUUUACUUUGGACAUCCUGCCCAAAUUAAAGGACGUUAAGAGCAGUGAUAACUCCCAGAGUCUUUUGUCCUACGUCGUUGCUUACUAUAUGAGGCACUUUGAUGAGAACGCUGGAAGAGAGACAUGCAUCUACCCUCUACCUGAGCCACAUGACCUAUUUCAGGCCUCCCAGAUGAAGUUCGAGGACUUUCAAAAGGAUUUGCGCAAGCUGAAGAAAGACCUAACCGCGUGCUCCAGAGAGACGGAAAAAGUAUGCAAGCUGUCCUCAGAAGACAACCUGCAGCCCUUCAAGGACAAGAUGGAUGCCUUUGUUAGUAAAGCCAAAACUGAGCUGGAAACACAGGAGAAACAACUGGCAGACACUCAAAACACCUUCUUGGAACUGAGCACGUCCUUCUCAGUCAAACCCAAAGCGGGAGAAAAGGAGGCAUCUCCAAACACUGUUUUUGGCCUUUGGCAUGAGUUUUCCACAGAUUUUAAAGAGCAGUGGAAGAAGCAGAACAAGCUGAUGCUCAAGGAACGGCUGAAAGUGGCAGAGGAGUGUUUCAGACAAGCCAAGGAGAAAGCAUCCUACAACGUCAAACCCAAACAUGCAACUGGAAUCAAAGCAAAGCUGGGCCAGAAGAUGUAAAGCAGAGAACGCUAAUCACCGAGGCUAACUGCGCAAGUACAAUCAGACUUGACGCAUCAAGACAAUUUUAAUCUAGCAUGUUCUUUUUAAAAAAAAAUAAUAAUAAUAAUACUGUCUUGUCAUGCAUUGGCCCAUUUUAAGCAUAUCAAGAGGAACAUUCAGCCACAUUCUGGCAGCAGAUAUUAAAUCAUAGCUUGCAAAAGACAAACUCAAGCCAUGGAGAUUCAGGCGAAGAUGCCAGACUGCUUACUGCAAAUUUGUAGCAACACUGUAUCCGUGCAUUGUAUUUUAUAAGCAAUAGGGAGAGGAUUUUUCUCUUUUACAGCUUCCCCUAAUGUACUUAAUGGGCAAACACAGGUUUAGUCUUAUUUAUGUAUAUACAUGACGUAUAACACAUCCAGACACAGUGCCUUAUUACACACAAAGGUUGACAAAUGAGUGCUCUACAACAUGGAUUUUAGUGACAACAUUUGUAGGUCAAAAAUUAUAUUUAAAGGAUAAGUGGCGGAGAAUACUUUUAUUUUGUCACAUCCUGGUAGCCUCAAAUAGCCCCCCUUUUGCUGGAAUCACUUAACCCAAAAAUGAAGUCAUCACCCUAUCAUAUCUCACUUUAUGCUGACAUUACUUUGCAGUUUUUUAUAUUCAUAUAAUACACCCAUGUGCUAACUGAGCGAGAGGAUCGGGGAUUUUUGAUGAAAUACCUUUUCACCGUGAAAAAUAUUUAUAAUAAAAUAAUUAACUUUAAUUCGUGCUUUUGGGUCUUUUUUUUAUUGUUCCGGUUUGUCAGUCAUGGCAAAAAAAAGUAAACAAUUUUAUGAAAUAGAUUUAAUAUACUUUUUUCACAUAUGCACACAUACGUAGCAUGUAUAUAUUGUUUAACAUAUAUAUUGCAUUGCACUUUACUUACACAUGCAGCAGUACAGCCUGUUCUCACAUGAAAUUAAUAGCAUUUUGUACGAAAAAAAAAAUGAAUGCACUUUUGCCUGUAGAUAACAUCUAUUUGGGGUUUCCAUGGGAAAACAAAUAUUUUCAACCAUGUUGAUUCAGAGCAGUACAAAAUUUUCCAAAUAUGCAUUCCCACCAUAUUUGUAGCAAAAUACAAAAAAAUGUGUACGAUUUCCUACUAAAUUCUUGUUAAAACAUUUUGAGCAAUAAUGUGUUGUUACUAUGUUUGUAUUGUACUCUACUUGUGUGUCCAAAAAGGUAAAAUUCCAUGUUGUGUUGCCUUUUGAUUAUUGAUUCUGCAGCAUUUAGGACACUAUAUAGAUUCAAAAUGAGGCAGAGAAUUAAAAGAAAAAGUAGUACUACCGAACAUCUCCUACAGGUAAACACCUUUUCACAGUUUGGGUUGAGGGAUAUCUUUUUGACUUUGGACUCCUGUCUCUGUUAACAAAGUAAAAUAUCUAGUCCAGACUGACAUGUACCAGUCUCUUAACAUGUGCUUUAGUUUGCUUUGUAUUUAAUCAGUGCCUUCUCGUUCUGUGUUUCAUUCCAUUCCAAGCACGGAGACGGGACAUUUUUGGCAUCAUUUGUCUGUUUCUCUAUGGUCUUCACAGCUUUCCACGGCUACUCACGUCCACAGACAUGCAGCGACACUGCUUGACCCUUUGCACUUUUCGGUGCCUGAAAGGGGGCUGCAGGUCAGGGCAAUCCAGCUGCACCGUCAGCUGCGUGACGCGGUGCGGCCUGCAGAAGGAACAAGACUGAAACGGCUCCUGGGCCUUAUUGUGGCCUUUUCUACCUUGCCCUCGAUUCUGGCUGUGUCCUGAGCCGCUGGGCCCCAUAUGUCUUGGGAUGUAGAAUGAGUUGCACUGGCCGUAGCAAAAGCGGUUGACCACGGUGCGACUCAGGCAACCCUCCUCGCUGAUGGUCUGGCGCAAGGGUUGGGUCUUGCACCAGUCCCUGCGAAGGUAGCGGCGCUCGGUCACCACCAAGGCCUCGCGGCUAGAGGAAAGCACCUCGGGCUUCUGAUGCAGUAGCCGCUGGUGGCGUUCGGAGGACAGGUUUCCUUUGUUCUUGUACGGCGACGGGAUAUAACUCUGCGGGCGCGACUUUUUGGUUUCAGCCGUGAUGCAGAGCACUCCAGCCAAUACGGCUGCGAUGGUUAUUCUCCACAGCAUUCUAGAUUGGACAGAGACAAAUGAUGCGCGUUAACAACAAAAUGUAAAACAUCUGUUAUCGCAUGAACACUGGGUAAUUCAAAUAAAGCUGUACCUCAUGUUCAUCUUAACCACAUUUAUAUUCUGGCCUUGGCAAAAUUAUCUUUUUUGCAUUCCAAGUCAUUAGUGUAACAGGUAACCCCUGUGGCAGUUCAGCAGUUACAAAUUUGCUCACUUGUUUGCAUGUUUUUGUUCUUUGCUUAAUGAUUUGGGGGAAGCCUUUUAUUGUUUUCUCAAUUUUUCCCCCAAUCAUGCGGAAUAGAAAAACCCCAAGUGUAUGAAUAGAAUAUCGCAUAUACUAGUAGUGAGUACCACUGGUGGUACAGGACUGUAUGUGGGGUUUCUUUGCUGGUACACAAAAGAAUUGCCAAAUUAAACCUCCAGACUGCAUAAUUUUACAGUGGCUUUUUUUUUUUUUUUUUAACCCGGGUCAACUCGGCACAUUUGAGUACAUUUCAGUGGUUUUUAUCCACUUAGAUUUGAUUUAUUUCAACCCCUACACUAGUGUUUUCAUAUUGGCCAUUAUUGAGGUACUUGGCGAACCAGCUGGUUUUUGAAAGUUUUAUGAACUUGCUUACUGAAAGAGUGUGGAUAGUACUAGGAAUUGGGAGAAGUUAAACAUUCCUACUGCAUCCCGUUCAAAAAAAAAAACAAGAAUUUUCAUCAUUUUUCAAGCAAUGCAUUCUGAAAUACAGUGCAUAAACAUAAUUGUAGAUGCACUAUAUCAACAUACAAAAGUUUUGUCAAACAGCCUUCACUACAGGCGUAAUAAGAUAUUCGGCAUUUUAGAGCCUAACUGCCAAGUAUGAGCAGUGUUGGGCAUGUUACUUUAAAAAAGUAAUUAGUUAUAGUUACUCACUACUUCUUCCAAAAAGUAACUGAGUUAGUAACUGAAUUACUCUACAGUAAAAGUAACUAGUUACCAGGGAAAGUAACUAUUUCCGUUACUUUAAAAAGUUGUCUGUCAAAGAAUUUGAAAUUUUCUGAGCAGUAUUCGAGUCAAUUAAAUAGAGAAGAACAGACAGGUAGUUGUGUUAUAGAACCUUGUAAUAUUUAUUGCACCUCAACAGCAACAGAUUUAUCCUACACUUGGAGUGCAACAAAAAUAUACAGAUUUGAAUUCCUUACCACAGAGGUCGACAAAAGCUUUGCCCCCGGGACAUAAAUUACACUUUACAUGUAUGUUCUUUCCUUUAAUUUCGACCAACUUGAAAUAGUGUUUACAUCUCCACCUCGUAAAGGACAAAAUUUCCUCUGAAUGCUCUGCCAUCAUAUCCCUCUGCAUCUGUUUUGUGUGUGUGUGUUUGCCGCAGCCGCUGUUCCGGUUUGUGUGUGAAAACACUGGCUCUGAAGUUUGUUUAAAAAAAACGAAAAACAAAAAAAAAACCUUAUUAACAACAAAUACACAUAUCUAAACAAACAUAGGGUGAGAAAAUUUACAUAUAAACAACCGGCUCUGAAGUACGUGCGCCCCUGACGUGCGCUAUUAGGCUCGAGCGAUUACGUCACAAAAUGGGGAAUCUCGUGAGAUUUGACAACAACACAGCCAUAUUGGAAGAAGGUCUGGCUCGCGGGACACGAAGAACAGAUAUGUGAUCAACCUUAAGGAUGUGAACAAUGCGGGCUUCCACAAUUACGCGAAAUGGACAUUCUGCUGUAUUUAUUGUUUGUUGUAUGUUACUAAACUCAUCAGCGAUUCCGAAAUUACAAAUCGCUAUAAAGCCACGAACAGUUCUGCUGCAGAUGGGUGCAGGACCUGCACAUUAUGACCGUAUUAAACAGCAACUCCAUCGUUCUUGCAAAGGUAGGCUAUGUGUGUUUACUAUUUUCAUUGCCUUGAACCUAAACGCACCCCAAGUCUCGGAUGACAAAUAAACAAAGCAGAGUAGACUCGCUACGGCUGGUAGUUUCAAUUUAUUCAAAGUAAGUAACGCACCGCUUUUGACCGUCAGUAAUGGUAACGGUGUUGUAACGGCGGACAAAAUAAUUAGAUUUCCCCGUUAAUGGAAAAAAUAACGCCGUUACGUUAUUUAUAACGGCGUUAUUCCCAACACUGAGUAUGAGUAGUAUGAGUUUUGCCUUCAGUGCGGGUCAGACAACACAUAUCAAUUAAGAACAUUGGAUGCUGGAGCACCUAUACUUCAUUUAUGAUUUCCUUAAAGAAUCUUUACUGGACUACCAAUUAUUUUGGAUUGGAUUGGUGUUCAAGGUAAAUUGAAACCACUGAAAACAGACCGAUUUGCCUUGUAUCUUGUACAUGGCGAAAGUCAGGAUGGAUUGCACCCUGGCUAAGUAGUUAAAUGUAGAGAAUCCAAAGGUGCUGACCAAUUCGCAACAGCUAAUUGUUAUUGAUUAUUAUGAAUUAAGGAAGAAGAAUGUUUUCCUUUAACAAAUUUUAUUCAAAAUGGUUAUUUUAUUGAGAAUUUCUGGGGACAUGCUCAGUAGUUUACCUUAAAAUCUUCAGGUGUUUCAGUCAUCAGUCAAAGGUGUGCCGGGUGGGGGUAUUUUUAUUUUUGCACCAGUAUUAUUAAUAUAAAAAAGCUCAUAAAAUGUUUAAGCGGGUAAAGAAAAGGGUCAUGGUAUAAUAAUAAUUAAAAAAAAAAAAAAAAAAGUGGUUGUACAUCAUCUUAUUUAAGGGUUUGGGUAAAUUGGCCCUUUGGAAAAACAUUGGCAAAGUCAAGAUACCAGUGGUGAUCUGCACAAGAUCCAUAUGGAAUCCAUCCUGUAGUACUAUUUCAUGGUUUAGGUUUGAAGCUUUCUGUCCUUUGUGACACAAGUCUUGACACACCGAGUAAACAUAAUCUCCACACACGUCCAACUAUUCUUUCCAAAGUUUGUACACACGUACAAGAUAUCUAUUAUUCCUUGGUCCAUACCCUGCAUGCAUCAUAUUUUUAGAAUGUACUUCAAAUUGUUAUUUUUAGAGACAAAAAUUAGUAGAUUAACUGGUAUCAAGGAAGUGUCAAUCAGUAUAGUAAGAUUGACUCUAAAUGUCAGAGAAAUUAGUAGAUUCUCUGCCCUCAUUUGUUGGUGUUAUUGUAAAAUGACUCUAAAUUGAUAUUAAUAGUGUUUUGGGAUUACAGUUUGUAAUAUACAGUAUAUAAAAUUGAUUAUUUUGGCAGUAUUUGUGUCAAUUCUUCGCUUUUCUAGGCUGGGCUUAAUUAUGAUCUCCCACGAAUCAUGAAGUUUGCUGUAUUUAGUUUUUUUUUUCUGUUAUGCAAUGCUCCCCCAAAAUAAACAUCACCUACAAAUCAAAGGAGAGGCUCACACGCACAUAACGAGAAAUGGAACUUGAUUUUAUUGGUCCUGUUGCCUGUUGAAAUAAUUAGGCCUUUGCUUACUUUAGCUAUGAACUAUGCUGUAUAUAUGUAAACCGGGUUUGGACAGGCCCCAUCUGCAUGCCAUUUAGUGAGGAGUUCUAGAACACCUAAGUGCCCAGUCCUUGAUUUAGUGCCUUUGCUGAUAAACUAUUGUUUUCAAGCUGAACUGGGAAAGACCUGCAGUCUUUCCAAUUGUCUUCUGUAUCGUCCUCACGUCAUAAAAGGAGAAUUGAUCUCGAGUCUGCCAGCGUGCAUGCUGUCAGUGUUUGGCGCCAGCACAUUUUUGACCAUCACUCAAGCAUCUUUUGAGCAGAUGUUCCAGAAAAGAACUGACAGAGAACCAAAAUGCCUCAAGGCCAUCAUGCACUGCUAUUCACAGUGCUCUUUUGCUCAGCAAAUGUCUACGUCUUCCUCUCUGCGACCUGCGACUCACCCUGCCCUGUAACAAAUUACUUGAUGGUAAUCCGCUCUGGGGUUUUGACUCCUUUUGUGCUGCUCACGAUCCUGAUGUCAUAGCAGCAGUGUUGUGCAAUGAGCGAUCACUUCUCAGCACAUCUUGCUUGACUAUCAGCAGUCAUUCUUCCAUCCUGUUUGGACCAUAGAUGAAUUCUAACAAGGAUCUUCUUACAAUGAGUCCUUCCUUCCCACAUUUUUGAGGUUUGAAAGGUGUGUUAUACACUGCUGGCCAAAGGUAUUGGCACCCCUGCAAUUCUGUCAGA
This is a messenger RNA of Corythoichthys intestinalis (scribbled pipefish), 10738 nucleotides long. RefSeq names its product formin 2a (gene fmn2a). Gene Ontology annotation, molecular function: microtubule binding. The transcript has 18 exons. The coding region runs from base 269 to 4540 and encodes 1423 amino acids. The record is from RefSeq and is a predicted model, not a curated record. NCBI's taxonomy places the organism in Eukaryota, Metazoa, Chordata, Actinopteri, Syngnathiformes, Syngnathidae. Gene Ontology annotation, biological process: intracellular signal transduction; intracellular transport; actin nucleation. Gene Ontology annotation, cellular component: endoplasmic reticulum membrane; nucleus; cytoplasm.